UUGACGUCAGAGUCGCUUUCCGUGCCACAUGUUUUGAAGAAGUCGAUUUAUCCCUAUAGCUUUUCCAAAAACACCUCGGAACGGACGCAUGUCUUUGUGGAUAAAGACAGUAUUUUGCAUGGAAAUAUACUGGUUACUCUUUCAAAUCUGUAAUAGCUGUCACAUAUAACCAUGGCUCUUCCGGAGAAAAAUGAAGUUACAGCGGAACUAGAAACACAAGCCGCGAUCAAUGAAGACGAGAUAAAUGAUUUUAAACAAGUGCAAGAGGAGAAGCGGGAGGAGAAUGCAGAUGGUGUUGAAGAUGCUAUUCAAGAGAUGAACUGUGAAGAUGACGAUGAUGAUGACCUGGAUAGAAAUGAAGAAGAUGCGAAACCAAAGGGCAAGAAAUGUGUUCCAGGCAUCGUGUAUUUGGGACACAUUCCUCCGAGGAUGAGACCAAAACACAUGCGGGCUAUGCUUAGUGUGUACGGAGAGAUCGGGAGGAUCUUCCUCCAGCCUGAAGAUCAUUGUGUGAAAAGAAAGAAGAAGAAGGCGGGAAGCAGAUCGUCUAGUUUCACGGAAGGCUGGGUGGAGUUCAGAGACAAGCGCAUCGCUAAGAGAGUCGCACUCAGUCUGCACAACACGUCCAUGGCCAACAGGAAGAAGAGCCGCUUCAGUAGUGAUCUGUGGUCCAUAAAGUAUUUGCACAGGUUCCAGUGGUGCCAUCUUAGCGAGCGACUGGCUUACGAGCAGACGGUGUAUCAUCAGCGUAUGAGAACAGAAAUCUCUCAGGCGAAGAAGGAGACCAACUUCUACCUGGCCAGUGUGGAGAAGAGCCAGAGGCUGGAGAACCUGAAGAAGAAGGCGGCGAAGAAGGGAGAGGUCGUAGAGGAGAAGACGUGGGACUACAAACAGAGACCUACAGAAGAGGAGAUCCACCUGAAACGGUUUAAGAACAAAGGCUUGUCCAAGAAGAACCUCCAGAAGGCAAAAGAGAAGAGCAAAACCAUCCAAGACAAAGCUCAAUCGAACGUUUCCCUCUUGGCUAAGAUCUUCAAUAGUGGAAGGGCUCAGGAGUGAUAUACUCAGAACGAGAUUAAGUUCAAGUUUUGGUGAACUGUGGUUGUAUACAAGCUGUUCAACAUGCAAUCUUAAAAAAAAAAAUGCUCUACUCAUACUAUGUUAUUGACGCAGACCAGAUAUAAACCCCAUAUAGAUGGAACUGAUUGACUGUUUCAUACUUUCAGAAUAAAAACACAGUGUGGCUCACAUGAAAAUGA
Molecule: messenger RNA, 1259 nt
Organism: Puntigrus tetrazona (Sumatra barb)
Lineage: Eukaryota; Metazoa; Chordata; Actinopteri; Cypriniformes; Cyprinidae
Gene: abt1
Product: activator of basal transcription 1
Exons: 4
Coding region: 172-1059 (295 amino acids)
Biological process (GO): endonucleolytic cleavage in 5'-ETS of tricistronic rRNA transcript (SSU-rRNA, 5.8S rRNA, LSU-rRNA); endonucleolytic cleavage to generate mature 5'-end of SSU-rRNA from (SSU-rRNA, 5.8S rRNA, LSU-rRNA); endonucleolytic cleavage in ITS1 to separate SSU-rRNA from 5.8S rRNA and LSU-rRNA from tricistronic rRNA transcript (SSU-rRNA, 5.8S rRNA, LSU-rRNA)
Cellular component (GO): nucleolus
Molecular function (GO): RNA binding
Source: RefSeq, a predicted model, not a curated record